AUGGAUCACACCCGCGACCCGUGUCCCUAUGUCAUCCUCAGUGAUUUCGGCGGUGCCUUCAGUAUGGGUGCCAUCGGUGGUGCAGUCUGGCAUGGUGUGAAGGGAUUCAGAAAUAGCCCAUACGGUGAACGAAGAAUAGGAGCCAUCACAGCCAUUAAAGCUCGUGCUCCAGUCCUCGGCGGUAACUUUGGUGUUUGGGGUGGUCUCUUUUCGACAUUCGACUGCACAGUCAAGGGAAUAAGAAAGAAGGAAGAUCCUUACAAUGCCAUUAUCGCUGGAUUCUUCACUGGUGGUGCACUCGCUAUCCGUGGUGGUAUGAGAGCUGCACGAAACUCUGCCAUCAUGUGCGCUUGUUUCUUGGCUGUUAUCGAGGGUGUUGGUAUCGGGUUCCAGAGAAUGAUGGCCGAUAACACCAGACUAGAUGCACCUCCACCACCACCCAGUGGUUCAUCAAAUACAAUGACUGCGUAG
Messenger RNA from Nannizzia gypsea CBS 118893, 471 nucleotides. RefSeq names its product mitochondrial import inner membrane translocase subunit tim-17. Gene Ontology annotation, molecular function: transmembrane protein transporter activity. The transcript has 4 exons. Gene Ontology annotation, cellular component: mitochondrial inner membrane; TIM23 mitochondrial import inner membrane translocase complex. Gene Ontology annotation, biological process: protein import into mitochondrial matrix. Lineage: Eukaryota; Fungi; Ascomycota; Eurotiomycetes; Onygenales; Arthrodermataceae. The coding region runs from base 1 to 471 and encodes 156 amino acids. The record is from RefSeq and is a predicted model, not a curated record.